CUUCCAGUACUUCCUGAUUGCACAUUACGUCACAUUGAUAAACAGUUUUAUUUCGACAAAGUUGAUAUGUAUGAGAUUGAUAUAUAUGAGUUGAAUUAACUAGAGGUUCUCCUGGUUCUUUUCGCUGAAUAGCAAUAUUGAAGAGAGGUUAAUUCUACAGUCAGUAGCAGUUAAAGAACUGAUAACAUGCAGAACUACGGUAAAGCAAUAAAGACUUUUUUUGGACAAUAUCCGACGGGGAUCGCUCUUAUCACAGUCACAGGAGUGGGGCUCUUUGCUCUGCGUAAAUGGCUGGCUGGAGGGGUGUGUACGAGCAAAGCCCGGCUGGACGGGAAGACUGUCCUUAUCACCGGAGCCAACACUGGGAUUGGGAAAGAGACUGCAGUUGACAUGGCUAGCAGGGGGGCAAGGGUUAUUCUGGCCUGCAGGGACAUGACAAGAGCCAAUCAAGCUGCAGAGGGCAUCAGGAGGAGGAGUGGCAAUGGGAAUGUGAUUGUCAAAAAGUUGGACUUGGCAUCCCUACAGUCGGUGCGACAACUAGCCAAAGAGAUCCUGGAAAGUGAAGAGAGACUGGACAUCCUUAUUAAUAAUGCAGGUAUCAUGAGCUGUCCAAAAUGGCAGACUGAAGAUGGCUUUGAGAUGCAGUUUGGUACCAACCACUUAGGCCACUUUUUAUUGACAAAUUGCCUUUUGAAUCUCCUUAAGAAAUCAGUCCCAAGCCGUAUUGUCAACGUCUCCAGUUUAGCUCAUGAAAAAGGCAAGAUCUAUUUUGAUGACAUAAACUUAGAUAAAGAUUACAGUCCAUGGAAAAGCUACCGGCAAAGUAAGCUAGCUAAUGUGCUCUUUACUAGGGAGCUGGCAACACGACUACAAGGAACUGGAGUAACUACAUACAGCCUCCAUCCUGGAGUCAUCCGGACUGAGCUUGGUCGGCACUUCUGGCCCACCAUGCCCCUGUGGAAAAGAGCCAUCUACAAGACUCUUAGUUUUUGGCUCAAGUCCCCUAGAGAGGGAGCCCAGACCACCAUCCACUGUGCCGUAGAAGAAAGCCUGGCAGAUGUCAGUGGACUCUACUACAGUGACUGCGCCCCAAAGACUGUGGCCCCUCAGGGCCAGGAUGAUGCAGCUGCCAAGAAACUGUGGGACCUGAGUGCCUCCAUGGUUGGUCUGGCAUGAUGGACCUGGUUACCACUAGGACUGGCCUAGCCUUUAGAAUGUUGACAUACAGUUGAAGUCAGAGGUUUACAUACACUUAGGUUGGAGUCAUUAAAACCUGUUUCUCAACCACUCCACACAUUUCUUAACAAACUAUAGUUUUGGCAAGUCGGUUAGGACAUCUACU
Molecule: messenger RNA, 1342 nt
Organism: Oncorhynchus gorbuscha (pink salmon)
Lineage: Eukaryota; Metazoa; Chordata; Actinopteri; Salmoniformes; Salmonidae
Exons: 7
Coding region: 187-1176 (329 amino acids)
Source: RefSeq, a predicted model, not a curated record